This is a messenger RNA of Danaus plexippus (monarch butterfly), 3835 nucleotides long. RefSeq names its product 3-phosphoinositide-dependent protein kinase 1 (gene Pdk1). Gene Ontology annotation, molecular function: ATP binding; protein serine/threonine kinase activity. Gene Ontology annotation, biological process: intracellular signal transduction; peptidyl-serine phosphorylation. The record is from RefSeq and is a predicted model, not a curated record. The coding region runs from base 274 to 1995 and encodes 573 amino acids. Lineage: Eukaryota; Metazoa; Arthropoda; Insecta; Lepidoptera; Nymphalidae. The transcript has 5 exons.
GCGUCUAGCGCUGUGUUUGUUACUACUUUAGUCUGCAACGCGCCGUCGAGUCGUUCGGUAGUGUUCACGAGCGCCUUGUUAAGUAAUAUCUAACAAAAAUAUCGUUAUAAUAGUUGUAAUUACAAUUUGUUUUGCAUUCCUUAGAAAAAAUAUACAAAAUAUUUCGUGAAAUACUUAAUUAAAAGUGAUCUCUAAAUAUAAUAAACGAACUACAUGAACUGUGGUCGUGGUUUUUACAAUUUUGGACGUUAAUAUAGAAGUGUGAUACAACGUAUGGGAAGUUUAGAAAUGAGCGGAUUGACCAUUAGAGUUAAAAGGGGAUCGAGGGGUAGUGCUACACUUCUCGAAGCAGCAAACAGAAUUCUUAAACUGCUUGGCGUGAGCUCCACCAAGCGCGGGAAACAACCCUCGCCGAAAUCAAAGCCAAACGGUGUACCCGGGAGUGAGGUUAGGGCGCCCAUAGCUACUACAGAGUGCGUGAUUGACUCACCAGUCAAAAUGCAAGCAUCACAGGCUGCCUCAGCCCCUGUGCCGACGCCCACGUCCACUCAUUCAUCAAAUCAGUCUUACAAGCAUUCAAAACGAACCGCGAAGGACUAUAUAUUUGGAAAACUCAUAGGCGAUGGCUGCUACAGCACUGUCUUCUUAGCCAAAGACAUACAUACCGGAAAAGAAUAUGCAAUUAAAGUUUGUGAGAAAAGUCACAUCGUGCGACAUCAAAAAGUUCAGUACAUAAAACGUGAAAAAGAUGCUUUGAAUAUGCUGUUCGGCGUACCGCAUGGGUUCGUGAAACUUUACUGCACAUUUCAAGACGAGGAAAGAUUAUAUUUUGUAUUAUCAUACGCCAAGAACGGCGAAUUGUUACAUUAUAUAAAUAAGGUCGGUUCGUUCGAACUAAAUGUAGCCAAAUUUUACGCCGCCGAAUUAUUGAUGGCGUUAGAGAAAAUGCACGCCGUAGGGAUCAUACACCGGGACCUGAAGCCCGAGAAUAUUCUACUGGAUGAGAACAUGCACCUGCAAAUCGCUGACUUCGGUACGGUGAAAAUACUUGACCCACAAAAGAUUAGAUCGUCGACACCAACUGUGCCGGAAGACGAACAAAACUCAACGUCGACAGAUCGUUCCAGGAAGAUAAGUUUCGUCGGAACCGCUCAGUACGUCAGUCCAGAUCUAUUGCAGAACCGUGUCGACACGCGCUCUUCCGAUCUCUGGGCUCUGGGUUGCAUCAUAUACCAGAUGAUAUCCGGCCUACCUCCUUUCAGAGCGUCCACAGAAUUCCUUACAUUUCAGAAAAUAUUGAAAAUGGAUUACGAAUUCCCUGAAGGUUUCCCAGCGGAUGCCAAGGAUUUAGUAGAAAAAUUGUUAGUUUUGGAUCACAAUAAGAGGCUCGGAGCGAGCGACGAAGGUUUCACAUAUGAAAGCAUUCGUAAACAUCCAUUUUUCGAAGGCAUCGAUUGGGAAAAUAUUUGGGACGAGACACCGCCAAAAAUAAGCCCCUAUUUACCUGGUGGAUCCUUCGAAGAAGAAUACACAGUGCCUGAUCAUCUAGAACCCGGAUUAGGAAAGAACCAACUAGUGCGCUUAUGGGAAUUCGAUCUCUCGACAUCUAGAGGAAUUUUGAAUAUCAGCCCCGAAGAGAAAAGACGCCGUUUAGAAGUGCAAGCUAGAGAGAAUAAAUGGCACCAGUUUGUUGAUGGAGAGCUUAUAUUGAAGCAGGGAUUGGUUGAAAAAAGAAAGGGUCUUUUCGCGAGGCGUCGUAUGUUACUAUUGACAACCGGGCCUAGAUUGUUCUACGUAGAUCCUGUCAACAUGGUGCUCAAGGGAGAAAUACCAUGGUCACCAGAUCUACGUGUCGAAGCAAAGAACUUUAGAAUAUUUUUAGUGUACACGCCAAAUCGUACAUACUAUUUGGAGGAUCCACAGUCAUACGCGUUGGAGUGGACCAGGGUGAUCGACGAGGUCCGCAUCGGAACAUACGGGAGGGACACGACCUAGACGGGAGGGACGCCAGGCUCCGCACUCCUCCCGCCAUCGCACGGCGAGUGCACACUUGUAGGAUAUAGCUAGCCUCUCUCUAUACAACGCUGGAACUAUGAAGGGCGACGCGAUUCCUUUAAGUUUGCAAAUGCCGUCGCGGGCCGCACAUAUGUUCCACGACACGCGCACGACGAGCGCACGACACGGGCGCGACGAGCGCGCGACAAUCGCACGACAUGCGCGCGACAAUCGCUGCACGCUCCGAGGGAGACCGAAGACGACGUCAGCCCCCGGACGAAAGGUCCUGACGCUAUGACUGAUUCCUACUUUCAUAAAUUAUUGCCCUAAUUUAAGUUAUAUUUAAUUAAUAUCGGCGGUAUGUGUAAAUAAUUGUCGUAAUUUAUUAUUGAAAUUGUUAGUUAUGUAACUUGUAUUGUGGGCCGUUUUAACUUAAAUUUAAACUGGUCUAGUGUAAGAAUGGACUUGUUAUUCGCCACCCGCGUGUUCACGAAGCCCAUUCCUGUUGGUAACUAGGCAAUUUAUAGCUAAAUUAAUAAUUAUUUAUUUUAUUUUAAUUAUUUGCCAACGGAAUGAGACUGUUGUACAGAUAUUAAAACUGUAGGAAAUUAUUAAUGAACUGUUUCCUUCAACAUUUACACAUUAAGGCGUAAUUAUAGAAGUAAUGAUUGUGGCAUCUUCAUGUGCGUUGAUCGAUGAUGUGUAAACACGGGAACAGUUCUUAUACGAGAAGGAUAGCUUCUUUAUUAAGAACUGGACGUGAUGCGGAAUGUUAUAAUUAAAUUUCAAUAUGUCAACUAAUUCUGCAUUCAAGUCCAGUUUCUGCCUCUCAUUGAUUGCGAAAUCAUUGAGUAUUAGUGCUUAUUUCAUGUGCAUCCUAUGCAUUGCACUAUAAUCCUACCUAGCUAAAGUAUACGGAUAAUUUCACCAGAGGUGAUUAAAAUAAUUUAACCUUUAUUGUCCUGGUAUAAAAAGGAUAAUGGCCACAAACGCGCUGCAACGAUCCAAUAUAACAAUAAUUUGCCUCACACAGACAUUUAAGAUGGUUUAGUGUUUUAAAUUUUCAUUUAUUUUGUAAAGUGACUCGCAUGUCAGUAAUGACAGUAGAAGUUUUUUUUUAAUGUAAGCUAUGGCUUCAUUAGACAGCCAAAGUUAAAAUGUUAUUGGUAUGUAACAUCUUUACCUUAGCAACAUUAAUUGACAUAAUUGUUGUUUAAAAAUUAAAAGAAGACAGAAUCAAAUGUGCCCUUACUAGAAUAAUAACUAUCUUUACAUUUGAGUAAGUUUUUACAGUAAAUAGUGACAAAGGUCCUUAAGUUCAGGUUAUUCAACUUUUUUAAAACAUGAUUGGCCAUUUCCUUUUUCUUAGAAAUUAAAUUAUUUUAAAAUUUCAAUGUACCUAAUACCAAGUUUGUGUUUUGUUUUGUGUUAAUUAGUGAUAAAAAAAAAUAUGUUACUGGAGAAAUCAAUGUCAUGGCUUCUGGUAAAAUUACAUUCAAUUUCCCUUUUUUUUUGUUUUGUUACAUUUAGACGUUGCCACAACUUGCCCUUGCAUAUGCAACAAUCCUAGUUAAAUGUGAUUUAAUCUGCACCUGAAGCAUUUAGUGAGUAUUAUUUAAAGAAUCAGAUAAAUUAUUCGGAAAAAUACUAUCCUUUACCCAUUGGCUGUCACUGCAAUUGGAAACUCCAUGACAUUGUUACUAAUAAAAUUAAUAAUCUAUCUGCAUUUAAAAUUUAAUACCUGUUAACUAUGCUAGUUAUAUUUUAAAACAUUUCUAAUGCAUAAAUUCCAUGAAGUAACUUAAUAAGAAAUUGAGAAUAAAUUGAAGUUGAUUUUUUA